Messenger RNA from Ectocarpus siliculosus, 2922 nucleotides. Lineage: Eukaryota; Phaeophyceae; Ectocarpales; Ectocarpaceae. The record is from the annotation of a GenBank genome assembly.
AUGUCGAAGGACUGGGCUGAAGCAGAUGAGGAGACCUUUCCCGACGUGGCGGAGGCCACCGCGCCCGCACCGUCCAGCGACAGCCAGGCCCAGGGCGGCGGCGGCGGCGGCGGCGGCGGCGGCGGCGGCUACGGCAACAACAGGGACGGUGGUGGUGGCGGCGGCGGCGGGUACGGCAACAGCAGGGACGGGUACGGUAACAACAGUCACGGCGGUGGCUACGGUGGCGGCGGUCGGGACGGUGGGUACCAGGGCGGCGGCGGUGGCGGGUACCAGGGCGGCGGUCGAGACGGCGGGUACCAGGGUGGCGGCGGCGGCGGGGGCUACGGCGAUAGACGGGGCGGGGGAGGGGGGUACGGAGGUGGGGGAGGCGGAGGCGGGCGCGAGUACGAGGAAGUCCCGGUGCCUGAUGCUCCGCCGUACAAGGCGCUAGUGGGCAACUUGCCGUACAGCGCACACGAGAACGAUAUCGCCGAGUUUUUCCACCAGUGCGGAGUGAACGACGUCUACCUCGUCCAGGAUCGCACAACGGGUCAGGCCAAGGGCUUCGGGUAUGUGACCUUCGGGGACAAACAAGGCCUGCUAGAUGCAUUAAAAAUGACCCAAAGGAAUCUGGGAGGCCGCGAUGUGCGCGUCGAGGUGGCGAAGCCUCAGAGAGGGGGCGGGAACCGUCGUGGGUACGGUGAUGGCGGAGGAUUUGGUGGGGGCGGCUUCAGCGGGAGUGGAAGACAGCAGGGUGGCGGUGGCUACCGGCAGGGAGGGGGUGGGCGGGACGACUACGGCGGUGGAAGGGGUUACGGUGACAGGGACGGAGGCUACGACCGAGGUGGGGGGGGUUACGGCCAAAGUCGGGGUGGGGGUGGCAGCAGGGACGGCCGAAGGAACAGCGGCGAAGGCCAGCAGGGCUACGAAUCCUUCGGCUCUCGCCAAAGGGAGGACAGGGGAAGCUCCGGCGGCGGUGGACAAGACGGACCCAUCGGGGCCGGCGGCCCUGACGUGCCUGCCGGCGCCGAAGCGCCACCCAGCGGCGAGAGACCCAGGCUGAAGCUGGCGCCGCGCUCCAAACCGGCCGCCGGCCAGGCCGCCGCCGGUGCGGCGGCUCCCGCCCCGGCCUCGUCGAAGAAGGCCAGCAUCUUCGGGGGCGGCAAGGCACACGACGAAUUCGCUUACGAGAAAGCGAAGGCGGCGUCUCGUCCGGCCGCGUCUGCCGGCCGUGGUGGCGGAGGAGGUGCUACCGGUAGUGGUGACGCUCCUGCCGGAGGAGGGGGAGGGGGGGGGGGUCGCGGUGGGCGGGGUAGCCCCGGUGCCGGCCGCGGCUCCGGCGGACGCGGCGCGGGGGCAGGCCGCGGGUCUCCAGGUGGUCGCGGAAGGGGCGGCGGCGGCGGCAGGGGCGGUGAUAAGAAGGACAGCGGUGGCGCCCCUCCGGCGACCCCUCCCCCGGCGACGAAGGCUGCUGGCGGCGCCGGUGCCGAUGCUCCUCCCCCGGUCCCCGUGACGCCAUCGCCUGCAUCGACUGCAACUCCUGCCUCCAAGGGAGGAGAGGAUGGCUGGAAGUCGGCCAAGGCCGCAGGAGGCAAGGGUUCGGCCACGAAGGGUGCUGCCACUGCUACGGCUGCCGCCGUCGAUGCGUCGGCGGGCGAGGCGGACAAGGCAACGGCGAAGGUCGAUAACAAGUUCUCAGCCCUCAACAUGGACGACGACGAAUGAUAUGCCCCAGCUUUUAUUCAAAUAUGAUACGACUCACGUGGCAAACCGGGACACCUGCUGUACCCUCUGCCGGGAGAAUAAAGUUAGGGAAUGUGGGUUGGUUUGGCUUGACGGAAAUGGCCGUGCGCAUGCGGUGUGGCCUACGGGCAGAGGAGGUGUUGGAAAUAACGUGUCGGUGGUACUAUGUCAGCUGACCACGCGUUGUCCGAGACUAUUGUUUGGUGGUAGAGCGUAGUUUGGGUAGGAAAGGCAAGCCCCGCCACUGAAUUAGGUUGCCAUUUGCUGUCGAUAUGUGGAUGACCCAUCCUUCGGAAAGAUAGGUACACGGCAUUGGGAUCGGAGAGAGGGAUGGGUUUUUAGAAACCGUUUGAACGGUGUGGGGACCGGACCGCCUUCGAGCAACGUGAUAGCUUGGACGUGUUUGUUGCGGGGUGCAAAACGAGAGGUCUUGCUGGGCUUCGGCGCGGACUGUGCGUCUCUGGUCAAGUUGUGUGGUCCAGUCCUAUCGCAUGAGCUGACUCUGUUGUGGUGCUGCUUCAAUAUUUGCCCGUACCUGACUAACAGCAGUAGUUCGCGGCCGAUCGAUGCAGUAGCACUGUUCCAGGGACCUAGCCAGGAUGCACCGUAGUAGAUACACGUGGGACUUGCUGGAUUAGCUGUGCAAAUGAAAAUGUGUAUAGCUUUGAAGUUUAUAUGGAAUUUUUCCAUGUCUGGCUGAUUCGUCACCCCGCGCUCGCUCGCAUAUAGACUUUUACGCACAGCGAGUACAUUGUCUUUGUUUUGCUCUUUCACAUCGUAGGGCGAAUUAAUUUCCCACUUCUUGGGGUACACACACCCCUGGUCCACUUUUGCCUAAAAAUAUACCUUUGUCAGACCAACCAAACGGUCCGACUUGUGCGUGAAGGUUUUAGUCGUAGAUUAGUAAUUUAUGUACACGCGCACGUCGUGCGACUAGGUCCUAAUUUACGCCGUAUGCAGGCCAUGUUGUUUUUCCUGGCUUGCUCGGGUCUAUGGGGGAAGGCUUCAACGAGAAGGCGUUCGGAGUCUCAGGAAGCAGGUACUUUAGGUUGGGUGGAAGGUACUGUAUGUUGGCUUUAUUCCUCACGACAAAUGUUGUCGGCGCUCAGAAAAUCGUGUGUGUGCUAUGCAGUGAUGCAUAUGAUGGACAUUCCUGGCUAACAGCGAGCAACUUUGUAGCACACGGCGUUGUUCUUU